Messenger RNA from Psylliodes chrysocephalus, 3162 nucleotides. Lineage: Eukaryota; Metazoa; Arthropoda; Insecta; Coleoptera; Chrysomelidae. The record is from the annotation of a GenBank genome assembly.
GGGUAAUUAAUGGUAUAUAUGGUAUAGUUCCAUAUUAACGCCUCUAUUUUUAAGGUCGAUGCACCUCUAUCCUCGAUAGGGAUCAUGGCGGUUACUUCUCAGUAAACAUUAAAAUUAAAAUAAAUAGUUAAUUUUAGUACUGAAAAUUAGUUCGGUUAAUGAAAUUAAUCAAACUUAUUCCUAAGGAAUCAAGGAGUAAUUACCGGUCUUUGAAAAAUUAGAAGUUCGUUAACAUAACCUAUUUUCAACAGUAAAAAUGUCUAGAGCUCAGCCAAAUUCGCACGUGCACCAAGAUAACUCAGUCGUAGAAAGAAGAUUGAGGCCUAUUUACGAUUGGCUGGACACCGGAAAUAAUAAAAAAGCAUUACAGGAAUGUGAUAAGGUUCUUAAAAAGACACCUAACUUACAAUGUGCGAAGGCUUUGAAAGCCCUAACACUUCAUCGCAUGGGUAAAGAGAGUGAAUGUAUUGUUAUAUUGGAUGUUCUUACUAAAGAGAUCCCUUCUGAUGAUGCCACUUUACAGGCCAUGGCACUGUGUUACAGGGAGAUGCAAGAGUUGGAAAAAAUAUGCAAACUUUACGAAAUUGUCGUUAAAAAUAAUCCAAAUAACGAAGAACUGCACACACAUCUUUUUAUGUCUUACGUCAGAAUAUCAGACUUCAAAGCUCAGCAGCAAACUGCGAUGUCUUUGUACAAAUCAAAACCCAAGAAUCCCUAUUACUGUUGGGCUAUUAUGUCAGUAAUCCUUCAAGCUACAAGAGGUGAAGGCUUAAACGAUCCACAAAAACGUCAACUGCUCCUCAGCCUUGCCGAAAGAAUGUUCACCAAAUUACUUAACGAUAACAAAGUUGACGCCGAACAGGAAGUACAACUGUAUAUCAUCAUUUUAAAUCUGCUGAACAAACAUGAAGACAUACUGAACAUCUUGAACGGUCCGUUGGGUACGAAAUUGCAGUGUGCGAACAUACCCCAAAGCAAAUUAGAGUACUUGAUAAAGUUGAAGAAAUGGAACGAAGUUAAUAUUAUUUGUAAAGGAAUUUUAGUUUAUAGUGUGGAUAGGUGGGAUAUUUGGAAAGAAUAUAUAAAUUCUAUGUUUGAAUUAAUGCCCAAUUCGAGCACGUCAGUUCCAGUCGAAAGUAGUGGAGAUGACAUUGAGUCGCCUGAUGAUACACCUGAAAAAGCUCAUGAAUUUAUCUGUGGUAUAGUUGAAAACGGCACGGAGAAUGGUUAUCUGCUUCGCGGUCCGUAUCUAGCGCGCUUCGAGCUGGGUUCAAAGAUGCGCGAAAAAAACAUGAACUUUACGGACAUUCUCGGCGAUUUGACCGAACUCUUCAUCGAAUACUUUCGAAAAUUCGGACACAAGCAGUGCUGCGUCACCGAUUUGAGGUUGUAUUUAAAUCUGUUGGAUUCCGAGAAGAAGGUGGAAUUAGCUGCUAGAUUAAUCAAAGACGUGGGAAUUAGUUCAACGAGCGUUCCGCAAACGGAACAUCAAAUGCAACGCCACAUAUGUGCCCUACAAUUAUCGAGGUUGUGCGGUGGUCAUCGAAACCUCUCCUCGGAACACCUCAAGGCUCUAAUUACGGCCUUAUCUCUCCAUUAUCAACACGGCUAUCAAACAUACGGGAAAAAUUUGCUGACUACCGACUUGGGACCGUCCGAUCCAUACGCGCUCAUGGCCGCUCACGUUCUUUACGAUUUGGCGUUGACCGAAAAUAGUUCAAACUGUGUCGUGGUGGCGCUGAUGUUGUUGGAAAGUUUAUUGAAAAAUUCGCCUAACAAUUUCCACGCAAAGUUGUUGGCAGUGAAGCUGUAUCAUGUUUUAGGUGGAGGCCUAAGCGCUCACGAAAUGUAUAACAGUAUGGACGUGAAGCAUCUGCAGCUGGACUCCUUAGGAUACAUUCAUUGUGCCCGGUUACCCACUACCGGAUUGUUUACGCUAUGUACAAAUUUAUUCGAUACGACUCUUAAAUUUUUUUCUAGCAAUUACAAAGAUAGUUCAGAUCAUCUGACGUUCUCUUACAAGUUCGGUUCUUUUAUGAAAAUAGACGAAUUCAUGGAUUUCAGGGAGCGGCUGAACAACAGCCUGCACUACACAACUGUCGCAGUCGAUAGGAUAAUGUUAAACUUAGUCGAAUGCAUGUCGUUAGAAACUUUAUAUUCGUUAGCCAUAUCGCCGAAAGAUAAUGAUAUUAAUUGGGAGUUGUUAAGGGACAAUCAUGAUCUUAGUGUAAAUAUAUCUUGGGAUCCGGAGAGGAUAGACGGUUCGCCCGAAGAUUGGACCAUUACCAAAAGUCUGUUCGAACAGGACCUUCGGUUUUUAAAGCUUAGGACGUCCUUACUGUUUUCAAUGGCGUCCAGUAUCGAUAUCGUGAAAUCUUUGGACGGGACCAGGCAGGAGCAUAUCCAAACUCUGAGGAAAUCGUUGGACGAAUGGCGGAGUUUGUACGAACGAACUGUCGAUGAUAAUUUCGUUCCAAUUCAACAGGGUCUUUUGCCUUUACCGAUGCCUUCGAGGUUGCACGGGGCCCUGGUGGUUCCCUAUUUCAGCGUAUUCAAUUCGUUUUUCGAAUUCUUCCUAAGUCUGACCAGUGAUGAUAACGAUGUAAUAGAGAGAUGUACAAAACGUAUCGAAGACGAGCUUACCAAAUUAACUGAUGUACUCAAAGAGAACACUUUGAAAAAACCGAACGACUUUUUUGAUAAGCGGAAAUCGAUGGAGGUCGCUGUCAAUUGUGUUGAGGUAUUGAGUGUAUCGUCGGUUGCAUGCGCCCUCUGUAGCGAAUUAAUAAAACCGUUACAGGCGAAAAAGGGCAAGCGAAAGCAUCCCGAACCGAAAGGCAAGGACCACGUCCAAAGGAUAUCGGACAAACUCAAAUCGGAGUUAAACUCUUUUUGUGAUAUUUUACAAGACUGGGUCGAUGCGAGUCCGGAGGAGGAACUACAUAAAAAAUUCGACAAUCUCAAUUUGACCGUCAGCGAGAACGUAUUCGAAAAAAUUUUACAUAGUUAUACAAUUUCCAAUAAGGAGAUGCAACUUAUUUUGAAGACCAAAAUCAAAUUGUUGACGUAGAAGGGUGAGAGCUUGCAUCUCGAAGGCUAUUUCUUUUUUGUUUUUAUUGUUUGUAAGUAUUGUAAAAUAAAAGAACGGUUUUUACAAAACGA